CUGAGAUACUUCUAAAAAGAUAACAUCUUUUGUGGAUCAUUGAGCAUUUUCGGUACAAAGUCCAGCCACUUUCAAUAAUGCCAACACCCUGAUUAGUUCUUCAUUUUGCAUUUUCUGUUUCAGUUUGUGAAGCCUGCGAGAAUUUUUUUACUGAAGAAUGCCCUGUGCAUGGCCCACCAGUCUUUAUGAAGGACACUGUCGUUAAUUCCAAUCACCCAGAUAGAGCACGUUUAACUCUUCCAGAGAGUCUCAGCAUUGCCACGUCCAAAAUUCGUAAAGCUGGUCUUGGCGUCUGGAAUGAAGGGAAGGUUAUUCCCAGGGGCGUUCAUUUUGGACCCUAUGAAGGAGAGGUUUCAAAUGAAGAAGAAGCUGUUGUCAGUGGGUAUUCAUGGAUGAUCAGUAAGGCAAACAAUGACACUGAAUACAUUGAUGCACAGGAUGAAUCUAAAUCAAACUGGAUGAGAUUUGUCAACUGUGCCAGAAAUGAGAAGGAACAGAACCUUGUUGCCUUCCAGCACCGGGGCAACAUUUACUACAGGACCUGCAAGCCGGUUCCUCCUCACUGCGAGUUGCUGGUCUGGUACGGUGAUGAAUAUGCCAAGGAGCUGGGAAUCACAUGGACCGCAAUGUGGAUGUCAAACCAAGACCCAAAAUUGGUAGAUGGAGUGAUGCAAGGAGACUGCCAUCCCUGCCCUCACUGCACUGUUGCAUUUAGCACAGUGGAGUUCCUCAUAAGGCACUUAAGAAGGCAUCCUGAAGCCCCCAGACCAACAUCAGCUGGGCAACCUUCUUCCUCCAGAGUGAACACUGAUUCACAACGUCAACGUGGGCAGAGGCCGUUCACCCCAUCUGACGGAAUUGGGAAAUCAGGUGAUAUUCAAGGACGAAUAGUGGAGAUACGGCAUGAAUGUCCUGACUGUGGGAAGUGUUUCACGCAGGUAGCGCACCUCCACGUACACCAGCGGACCCACACCGGAGAGAGGCCGUACAAAUGUCCUGACUGUGGGAAGUGUUUCACGCAGGCGGGGAGCCUCCACGUACACCAGCGGACCCACACCGGAGAGAGGCCGUACAAAUGUCCUCACUGUGGGAAGGGCUUUGUACACUCAGGGAACCUUCACAGACACCAGCGGACCCACACCGGAGAGAGGCCGUACAAAUGUCCUCACUGUGGGAAGGGCUUUGUACACUCAGGGCACCUCCACAGACACCAGCGGACCCACACCGGAGAGAGGCCGUACAAAUGUCCUGACUGUGGGAAGGGCUUUGCACGGGCAGGGACCCUCCAACUACACCAGCGGACCCACACCGGAGAGAGGCCGUACAAAUGUCCUGACUGUGGGAAGGGCUUUGUACACUCAGGGAACCUUCACAGACACCAGCGGACCCACACCGGAGAGAGGCCGUACACAUGUCCUCAGUGUGGGAAGGGCUUUGUACACUCAGGGCACCACCACAGACACCAGCGGACCCACACCGGAGAGAGGCCGUACAAAUGUCCUGACUGUGGGAAGAGCUUUUGUUAUCUCCGUCAGCAGAAAGCUCACACCUGCCUUGAAACGUGCCCCGUAUGCGGGAAUGUGUUUAAAGACUCAGCAGCUUUCACUGUUCACCUGAGAGCCUGUGUUGGACAGUAACACAGAGAAAGUAUUAAUAUUGGCCCUUGCUGUAUUUCCCCCUUUAUGAUGAUACUUUGUGUGGACAAGUCUGGGCUAUCAAACUGCUGGUCCCUGCAGCUUUCACUUUAUUCCUGUGAGAUUUCUUGAACGGGUGAUCAGUGAAAUGCUGGCACUGGAGUUUGCAACGUUUAAAGUGUUGUUCCAAGUAGAAGCAGCAGGUGAGUUUGUAAAUUGAAAUGUUGGAUGUGUUGGUUGAUGUCAUUUAUUUAUCGCAGGUUUGAGACACAAAAUGUGUUUUAAUUUGCAUCAUUCUGCAUUGUAUUUAAAAUAUUUCUGUGCGAGGUGAUUGACCAGCACCCGCGAUGUCCCGGCAAAAUCUGUUCAUGUUAUUCUAAUGUUAUUAAAGUCAUUGUGUUGGGAAUCAA
Amblyraja radiata (thorny skate) is the source of this 2044-nucleotide messenger RNA. Its product is annotated as histone-lysine N-methyltransferase PRDM9-like. Bases 186 to 1637 code for a protein of 483 amino acids. Gene Ontology annotation, biological process: regulation of transcription by RNA polymerase II. The record is from RefSeq and is a predicted model, not a curated record. Lineage: Eukaryota; Metazoa; Chordata; Chondrichthyes; Rajiformes; Rajidae. The transcript is spliced from 6 exons. Gene Ontology annotation, molecular function: protein binding; DNA-binding transcription factor activity; RNA polymerase II cis-regulatory region sequence-specific DNA binding.